AUGUGGAAUGAUAUCGUUUAUGUAUUAUUGCUGUUGCUUUCCAUAGCAAUCGGACCGUUCUAUCGCAAAAUAGAAGAACCUCGUGCAAAACAAUGGGUCGCGACCUUCAUCGGCUUCGCGUUAGUGCUCUGUGUUUCAGGAUCAUCAGUCCUACAUCCGAUCAUUACAGUUCUCGUCAACGCCGUUAUUAUAACCAACUUAUCAUGGAAAAAAUGUCACCUAAUUAGUUUAUAUUUCUCCUUUUUCUACUUACUUGUGAUCUUCCGAUUGGGCGACUAUUUCGGUUUACCGAACCCGCCGACUCACACGAAUCUUGUUGUAAUGAUUCUCACCUUAAAACUACCUGGACUAGCGUUUGAGAUCAACUCUGCAUCUACAGCAUCAACUGAUGAUGCUCAAGGAGUGAAUUCCGAUGCACUGAAGAAAAUUGAUUUCAUGGACGUAAUACAUUAUAGCUUCGGUUAUAUGGGUGUGUUAACAGGUCCAUAUUAUCGUUAUAGAACGUACUGGGACUCUCUGCAUAGACCAUUUUCCAGCUAUGUUGACCCGUGGCCGCUCACCUAUUACAAACUCAAACAGAUUGCUGCAUUUAUUAUGCUGUUUCUGGUGAUAAAUCAUCUCUUCCCCAGCGAUUACACGCAAACGGUAGCGUUUGAAGAGCACUGUUUCUUCUAUAGAUUUUUCUAUAUGUACCCAGCAUUCGCUGGUUUUCGCCUGAGAAUGUUUAUCGGUAUGGCACUGGCUGAAUGUGCUUGUCAAAUGUCAGGACUAGGAGCUUACCCAAUCUGCUGCCAAUCUACACCCGGUUUAGGUCCGCGCGAUUACAAAAUGGUCGAAAAAUUGUCGCUUGAUUGCGAGAGAAUAAAAAGAGAAGAGCAGAAUUUCGAGACGGUGCACAAUAUGAACGUGUGGGAAGUGGAAGCGUCUCCGUUUGUUAGGCACACGAUGAAAAUGUGGAAUACAUGCAUACAAUAUUGGAUGGCUGUAUGCAUUUACAAACGAUUCCCUUAUAAAAAUUUCAGAACCAUUGCCACAUUGACUUUAUCUGCCUUAUGGCAUGGUUACGCUGCAGGAUAUUAUUUUUGCAUUUGCCAAGUUCCGUUGUACCUACCUUUCGAGGAUAUUUGUAUCAAAUUCUACAAUCAAUGCGAAGAAAAUGGAUUUGGUAGAAAGGCUUGGAGACUCUUUCUCUGGUGGGCGAAACUCACAUGCAUGGCAUAUCUCGGCGUGCCCUUUCAACUACAGCGUUUCCAGGAAAUAAUAUACUUUUACAGAAAUGUAUACUUCUCUGGACAUAUAUUGGGACUUCUGGCUUAUUUGAUCGUACGAAUUCUAAAAACUCAUUUUCUUAAACGAGAUCAAAUGGAGGAACAUAAGAAAAAAUAAUUUUUCUCAAACAAGCGCUUCAAGUUUAAAGCAGAGGUUCCUACAUUGUAAGGAUAAAAAAACUUCGAUUUAGCCGAUUUUUUAAACUGUUGAUUAAUAAAAACUUAUGUCUCCUGGCCCAUGGAGCCUGAAGCUUUUUCAAUUUUUUUGUUUUAUUAUUGAUAUCAUAUUGUUGAUAAUUUUUAAUUGUUAUAUUUUGUGUAAUUUUUUGAUAUUUUUUUUGCAUCUAAUUGUUAAAUCAUUAGAAUCUAAGAUUAAAGGAUUAGGUCACUGUAGCGCACGAAAAAAAACAGCUUAAUUUUGACAAUUAUUAUUACGAAGAUAAGUAAUGCAAAAAAGAAAAUUCAAGUUAAGCACUUGAUUGUUCAUCCUUUUAACCCUUAUGUGCACACCGGAGUAUUUGGGUACCCAUUUCGUUGUAUUUUUGUUUAUAACUUGAAUAAAAAUUGAAAUCUCGACAUAAGCCUCCGAAUCCCCGUUAUUUAACUCUUUUAGAAACUAAAAACACACUGGUAAUUUUUUUUUCAAAUUUUUUGAACCUAAACUAAAUAACGUUAAAAUAUAGUGCUUAGCGGAGGUACUCGGGUACCUACUAGAUGAAAAAUUACUUUUUGACCCGAGAAUUAAUUAAUAAUAUUGAUAAAUAUUUUAUUAAGGUAACAGGAGUUAAGGGAGUUCCUCUGUUCAGGCCCGGCACAACAAGUGGCACAGGAGUUCAAGUAAAGAAAAAUAUUCAAAUGACUAUUUUGUUGCUUUCUUUUUUUCUUUGCUGUAUAUGGUCUAAAGUUAAUAAUGGUGAAUAUAAGAAAAAAAUCAACUAUAAAGUAUUACCUUCAUUACUGAAAUAAUUUUUUUAAAAAUUGAGAAUAAACAUUUUUCACUAUUAUACCCUUAGAUAACUAAAUACAACAGUUUGAAAUUCAUGUUAUAUCACUAGCACACAUUUACCACACUUACGUGCUGUAUUACUUCAAUUAUUGUAAAUUUUUUUUAUCUUAUCAAUUAUUUCACUCAAACGAGCAAGUUGCAUUGUUUCAAAAAUUUAUCAGUACUUUUCUGGACAGCUAAAAUGUAUUAUUAUAAAGUUUCACUAACAUCUGUUUAUUACUUCUAUGUUUAAUACGACAAUAAAAACUGAAAAAUCCUGAAAAUUUAUCGAUUCCCAUAAGAGCCCAUGUUAAUAAAAUAUUUAAUAUCUAAAUAACUAGCUAGUUCAGAUUUCUGAAAUUUUGACAGUCAAUUUAUAUCUAAUUUGAACUUCUCUACAAAGUUUUAUGAAAAUCUGUUCAUUUUGAUUUAGCAGCGGGACUCUCUUAAUUAUUGUAAUUUAACAAUUACAAUAAUUUUUAAGGUAAAUUAGACUAUACUUACAUUUAUUUAACGCAAUCAAUACAUUUAAUUGCCGAUACACAGUGUUCAUCGCAGACAGGUUUUUUGUAAACUGAACAACAUUUUCGCGUCUUUUGAGCAGUUUCUUUGUAGUAAACAUGACGAGAACUAUAAUUUUUUUCCUACCAAUACUGUCUUGAAGUUGAGUCAAUUAUCAAUUCGCAAACGUUUCGUUCAAUUAAUUAUCAUUACCAUUUGUGGUAAGUAUCAUUACCAUUUGUGGUAAUUAUUUGCAUUAGCGAUUCCUCACCGAUUUUGAUGAUCUUUAAAUAUGUUAUCACGAUCAUUAUUCUGAACAACUUUUUCCUAUAUGGUACAUGUUACCGUCUUAGUUUCUGAGUGUGCAAUCGGGUCGGUGCGCAAUCGGGUCGGUGUGCAAUCGGGUCCGUGUGCAAUCGGGUCCGUGUGCAAUCGGAUCCGUGUGCAAACGGGUCGUGUGCAAUCGGGUCCGUGUGCAAUCGGGUCGGUGUGUAAUCGAGUCCAUGUGCAAUCGGAUCUGUGUCCAAUCGGGUCCGUGUCCAAUCGGGUCUGUGUCCAAUCAGAAAAUACUACUUUGUCCAAUCGCUUAUAUGCGCAAUCAGGUCUCACUCAUUAUAUACACUUAUUAACAGAAACUUAUUAACAAAAGAAAGUUUAAUAAAUACGAUACGACACACGCUGUUGCCACACACGCACACACGGGGGGGGGGGGUGCAAGGGAGGCCUUUAAUGAAAUCGAAGCAAGAAAUUAAAAAAAACUUUUAUAUAUAACUCAGAAACUAAGGCCGAGCGGCGGUAACAUGUAUAGAGAAAAGUUGUUCAGAAUAAUGACCCUGACAUAUUUAUAGGUCAUCCAAAUCGGUGAGGAAUCACUAAUGUAAAUAAUUACCACCGUUUAUUUUUACUAUUAAUAUUAAUAUUAAUGUUGUAUAAUAUAAACAGAUUUUAAAUUAAUUUAUGUUUAUUAUUUCCGCUAUAUCUGCAUAGAGAAAUUGUUUUGCAUAAUGUAUAAAAAUUCUAAGAACUAAUUUUCCAUUACAAAAAAUAUGCUGUUGUGGCGCUGUUCGUGGUAAACGCUGGGUGUGCAUAUAAGCUAGGGUUAAGUAUAUAAUUUUUAAUUUUUUUUUUGUAAAAAAUGAGAGGCAUUCAGUACAGCCUUAUAAACACUAUUAAAAAAACUUUUUUCAAUUUUUUGUAAAUUCUACAGUGACCUAAUCCUUUAAAUGUAAUUAUAUAAUUAUAAUAUGCGUACAUAUUAUUAUCGAAAAAGCUUUAAUAAAUUUGAGAUUUUGUCAUCCCAUAAAAGUAUCUUGAUUUCUAAAAAAUCAUAAUUUUCAAAAAUCCAUUUUAAUUAAAAAAGAUAAAACUUUGAAUCUGUUUUUUAGUUUUUUCUCUACAAUAUUUUGUUCCUAAAUUGUGUUAAACAUUCAUAUUAAAAAAAUUUUUUUGUAACUUUGAAACGCUAUAGCUCAAUAAAACUAUCGG
Messenger RNA from Monomorium pharaonis (pharaoh ant), 4239 nucleotides. RefSeq names its product lysophospholipid acyltransferase 7 (gene frj). The coding region runs from base 1 to 1386 and encodes 461 amino acids. The record is from RefSeq and is a predicted model, not a curated record. Gene Ontology annotation, biological process: lipid modification; phosphatidylinositol biosynthetic process. Gene Ontology annotation, molecular function: lysophospholipid acyltransferase activity. NCBI's taxonomy places the organism in Eukaryota, Metazoa, Arthropoda, Insecta, Hymenoptera, Formicidae. Gene Ontology annotation, cellular component: membrane; mitochondria-associated endoplasmic reticulum membrane contact site. The transcript has 6 exons.